UCCAUUUUGCAAGCGACGCACUUCGAUGAAAUAUCAUAAAAAAUCAAGCCAAAAUGAGCAUAAAAAUUGAGAUAAAUCCGUUAAUGUGUCGUCUUUGUUUCAAGGACAAUGUGAACUUGCAGUGCACAGUGGAAAGUUGCCAAGAACUCGUGCAAAGUAUAGCACAAAUUCAGUUGCAGCAAAAUGAGCACCUUCCCAAUCAGGUCUGCAAGGGUUGCUUCAACAUGUUGGAAGUGGGAAACGAAAUAAGAAAAAGAUGUCUGGAAAGCGUAACAUUGUUCAGUGAUUUACUAAAUGAGAAAAUUAACUUGGACGAGGGUCAAACGAACGAAGACGAAGCUGAUGAACAAGAAAUAAUAUAUGAGCUUAAAGUGCCCGGCGGUGAAGUUGUGUGUUGCAUGUGCAGCAUAUUUUUGGACGACGUAAAUGCUCUCAUUGAACAUCGGUCUAACGUUCACAAGUGGGAAUACAUGAAACACGAGCCGGAUGUAGAAAAUGAAAGAUGCCUGUCCUGCAUGAAAUUAUUCGAAAAUGUAACAGACAAGGCGGCACACCGAACGUGCCAAGAAUGCUUAGAGACAUUCUUCAGUGACGAAGAGCUGGUGCAACAUCAAGAGGAAGUCCAUCUAGAUCAAAUGGAUACGGAAUAUCUGGACAAUGAAUAUGUUUAUAUAGAAGAUCCGUCAAACGACCUGGAAAUCAAGGGAAGUACGGAGGUCAUUCUUAAAGUUGAAACCCAGCAAAUCGGUUUUGAUCCCACUCAACCAAGGAAAAAGCGCGUGUAUGAAAAAUCGGCGAUCACAAUUGAACGUGAAAAGAAUCGAGAGCGUAAACGUAAAGCCAAAUAUGGUUGUUGUAAGUGUCCCAUAGAGUCCAAUACCAAAGCCGAGAUAAAGGAACAUUUCAGUUUGAAGCAUCCUGAAGCGGUGAAUGACGCGGAAUGUUGGGGUCAUGCCUGUUUCCUCUGUAAUACAUCCUUCGAAAACAGACAAGAUAUGUUAAAACACAUUAAUGCGCCACGUACAGAAGAGUAUGCUUGUGACAUUGAAGGGUGCAACGAGGUUUUCCCUUCGCAAUUCCAACUUCGGAAGCAUUUCGAUACACAACAUGUUGGCCAACACAUUUUCGAGUGUGACCAAUGUGAUAAGGUUUAUCACAGACAAAUGAGUUUGAACCAUCAUAAAUACAUUAUGCACGAUAUUCGCUCAAACUUUUAUUGCGAUAAGUGCGACAAAACUUUCCAUCGUAAGGCUUUCUGGAAGGAACACAUGAAUUCUCAUUAUGGAAUAAAGACCUAUCAAUGUCCACAUUGCGAGUCGGCAUUUGCAAGGAGAACUGGUUUACAAGCGCAUUUAAGAAAACAUACGGGAGAGAAACCGUAUCAAUGCACUGAUUGUGAGAAGCGUUACAGCCACUUUACUGAUUUGAAGCGACACAGAUACACACACACCGGCGAGUAUCCAUUCGUUUGUUCUCAUUGCGAUAAAGGUUUCGCCAAGAAAUCUGCCUAUGAAACGCACAUAAAAAAUCAUAACAAAAAAAAUCCUUUAAUUCUAACGAAAAUUGAGAUGGAAGAAACAUGGAAGAUGAAAGAUGAUGAGACGGAAGAUGAAAGAAAUGGAGUAAAAAUGGAGUAAAUAUCUUAUAAAAAGGCAUAAUUGUUAAAAUGAAUAUAUAAAAUAAUAAAUAAAAAGAUAGUUCGUAGAUUAAUAAAAAAUUUUAA
Messenger RNA from Culicoides brevitarsis, 1723 nucleotides. Its product is annotated as zinc finger protein 883-like. Gene Ontology annotation, molecular function: zinc ion binding; chromatin insulator sequence binding. The transcript has 3 exons. The record is from RefSeq and is a predicted model, not a curated record. Bases 54 to 1637 code for a protein of 527 amino acids. Gene Ontology annotation, biological process: regulation of transcription by RNA polymerase II. NCBI's taxonomy places the organism in Eukaryota, Metazoa, Arthropoda, Insecta, Diptera, Ceratopogonidae. Gene Ontology annotation, cellular component: nucleus; chromosome.